Drosophila persimilis is the source of this 942-nucleotide messenger RNA. RefSeq lists its product as uncharacterized. Bases 53 to 685 code for a protein of 210 amino acids. The record is from RefSeq and is a predicted model, not a curated record. The transcript is spliced from 2 exons. Lineage: Eukaryota; Metazoa; Arthropoda; Insecta; Diptera; Drosophilidae.
CAAUCACUAUCAGACUCUCGUCUCGACAUAAUCACACCAGAAAUUUUCAGCAAUGGAAAACCUAACGAUUGACAGCGAACCAACAAACGACAACAGUUUGGCAGGGUAUGUGCGGGCAUUCCUGUGGUUGUUGCUGGGGUUAUUUGCCCUGGUCAAGGCUGCUCAGCUCCUGGAUCACUACUUUAUCGCUGGUCUGAUGGGGAGAUGCAAGCCCCGCUCGAAAGAGCAGAUGUGGCUGCAGUACCAGGCGAUGAAAGAGCAGACCGACGCUCAGUUGCAGGAGCUGCGUCAGAGGAACACGAAACUGGUGGGCUUGGUAGCGGAUCUGCAGGAGUGCAAUCGCCAGUUGAUCAACGAAAACUGCAGCCCCCAAUCAGCAAUGGGCGACCAACAGAUGGACCAGGGGCCGAAGUACCCCCACAAUCUCUUCAUAAAGAACAAUCACUUCCACCUGACCAAUCAGGUGUUCGUCAAGAAGGGACGCUUCGAUCUCAACAUAGAGAACCCUUCAGCGGCGCCAAAGGUGGAGCCCAGUAUCUGGAUGAAGUACCUGAAGCAGCGCAAGUCCCUGAUGUCCUGCCAGUCCAUUGUCGAUCCCAAUGCCAUGAUCGAAAGCACUCCUGGGCGCACAGAGCCCCCCAUAUUGAGCACCGAGGAGAUGCAGAAGAUACAGGGCAUUAAUUAGCUCUUAUGCCUAGCUCUUCGUACUUUUGUGUUAUGGCAUUAUACAAAUUUGUUAAGGUUUCGGCAGCAUAGAAAAUCACAAAAAAUGAUUACCCAUUGGGUAUCGACUAAUCGAUUAAGUGUCUCUUCUUGGUCUUUAUCGAGAGACAAUCGAUAUGGGCAUCGAAAGCUUUGACGAAAUCUAUCUGUUUGGAAUCAAAGUUUCUCCUUAUAUUUUAUCGACAAUAUAUAUCGUUUUUAUCGAUAAUAAAUGUUUAA